This is a messenger RNA of Doryrhamphus excisus (bluestripe pipefish), 4187 nucleotides long. NCBI's taxonomy places the organism in Eukaryota, Metazoa, Chordata, Actinopteri, Syngnathiformes, Syngnathidae. The record is from RefSeq and is a predicted model, not a curated record.
UUCCGGUAAAUUAGUAAAGCCAUUCCAAUAUGGCGUCCGCGUAUGUCGAGUGAGUGUCCUUUUGGGCUCAUUUUCAACUUGAAAAAAAGUUACGCUUUGUUUUUGUGCAAGUAAAAAAAAAAAAUACAACCCGCGCCUCCGUUUUUGUGAAUACUGGCGUUUGGAAAUGAAGGAGAGAGAACGUUCGCCAGCGAGGAAACGCUCACGGCUGCUAGACGACGGCAAAGAACGAAGAGGAAGUCUAGCUAGCAGCAGGAGAACGGCGGAGCUGCUAGCCGCCUCCGGCAACAAUUGCAACUCCUCAUCCAGGAAAAGCUUACCCGGCGACAAAAGAGACUAUUCGGACACCCGGGCUGCUAAUGGCUACGACUACGGAGCUCCAUCCGGAACACACGGUGGUGGCGAUCAAGCCUCGGACUCGUCCAGGUCCGCCUCACGCAGCGCCCCUCGGUCCCCAGAAAGUGAGUACAAGACUCUGAAAAUCAGCGAGCUGGGCUCUCAGCUAAACGACGAGGAGAUAGAAGACGGACUCUUUCACGAAUUUAAAAAGUUCGGUAACGUCAGUGUCAAAAUGAGUCGGGAGAACGACGACAGGGUGGCGUUCGUCAACUUUCGGAAACCCGAGGACGCCCGAGCGGCCAAACACGCCCGCGGACGACUGGUGCUCUUUGAUCGGCCUCUGAAGGUGGAUGCGGUCUACAUGAACCGGCGAAGAAGCCGCUCCCCUGUUUCUAAAGACGGUUUCCCCUUAGGACACAGGCAUGUUCCCUCUCAGAGACCACUCUCCCCCUCCGGUUUGGGCUACAGAGACUUCCGGUUACAGCAGAUGGCGAUCGGCCCCCUCCCCCCGCCCCCACUUCCUCACCUCACAGACGUUGAAAGAGAGGCAUAUUAUUCCCUUUAUGAUGCCCGAAACCAUGCGUCUUUCCUCCCGGAGGGUGCUGUUUUCCAAGAUGAGAAUUCACCCGAGGACGACCAGCGGGCAAACAGGACGUUAUUUCUGGGUCACCUGGACGUCAGUCUGACGGAGAGCGACCUGAGGCGGGCGUUCAACAGGUUCGGCGUCAUCACAGAGGUGGACAUUAAACGGGCGGUGCACGGACAGAGCAGCACGUAUGGAUUUGUCAAGUUUGAGAAUCUGGACAUGGCCCAUCGAGCGAAAGUAGCAAUGUCGGGGAAAAUACUGGGCCACAACCCGGUUAAAAUCGGCUACGGUAAACCGACGCCCACUACCAGGCUGUGGGUGGGAGGUCUCGGGCCAUGGAUUUCCCUCGGCGCACUGGCUAAAGAGUUUGACCGCUUUGGUACCAUCAGGACUAUAGACUACAGGAAAGGUGAGGUGUGGGCUUACAUCCAGUAUGAAAGUCUGGACGCUGCUCAGGCCGCCUGCACUCACAUGCGAGGUUUCCCUCUCGGAGGCCCUGAUAGGAGACUCAGGGUGGACUUUGCGGACACCGAACACCACUACAACCAGCAACAGCAGCAGCAGUACAUGCAGCCCCCUGUCCCGCUUUCCCACUACGAACUGGUUCCUGCGCCCUUCGAUCACCGCUUUGACUCCGCCAUACGAGAGCGAUCCCCGCUGUUACCGCCUCGCUUCAGAGAUCGGGAUCUAUCCUCGCCUGGGAAAUGGUCCGGCUUGGGUGUCCGAGGGGCCGGUUUCCUACCCGUACCUCACCUGGACAGGCAUUCCCGUGAGAACUGGCCGGUGGAACGCGAGUGGGAGCUGCAGAGCCGAGACGGAGGCCGCAGAAGACGUCCUUUGGAGCACGGAUGGCGUCCCGAGCGCUCCCCUGAGAGCAAAGACUACGCCGCGCACCGCAACGGCAACCCCGUCGAGCAGAGCCCAGGAGUGAUCAACAAAGACGGGGGUGGUGAUAGCGACCACGAACACUUGCGUGCGCCUAGAGUUCGCCCAAACAGUCAGGACAAGAGGAGGCGGACGCUUAGCCCGACUGCACCCGCCUCCUGCUCAGAGAGGGACCACAAACGCAAACCAAAGAGCCCCGCGGGGAAGGACUCGGGGCGUCAUUCUGUGCAGAAGCUGGGUCAGGUGUGGCAGGGCGUGCUCCUGCUGAAGAACAGCACCUUCCCCACGUCGCUGCACCUGCUCGACGGCGACAUGGCAGUGGCGUCCACGUUGUUGGUGCAGGGCUCCAAAGGCGGCCAAGCGUCGCAGCUGAAAAUUAGCCAGCGCCUCCGCAUGGACGCGCCCAAGCUGGAGGAGGUCUCUCGUCGCAUCAAAGCCGCCGGAUCCAGCGGCUACACCGUUCUCCUCGCCAUGCCCCUAAAGUGCAAGGACGCGACGGCUCAGGAGGCGAAGGACUCGACAGAGAGGCCGCUGAAGAACCUGGUCACCUACCUGAAGCAGAAGGAGGCGGCCGGCAUCGUCAGCCUCCCCGUGGGGGGCAGCCGCGGCAAGGAGCACAGCGGCGUCCUGCACGUUUUCCCGCCUUGUGAGUUCUCUCAGCAGUUUAUGGAUGAGUCGGCAAGAGCGUUUGCCAAAUCGGAGGAUGACUACAUGGUAGUGGUCAUUAUUCGUGGAGCAUCGUGAGGCCAGCUGAUUGUGUGACGAACUGUGUUGUGUGCUUUGUGUUCUUCCUAUUCAAGUUUUAGUCAAACCUCCAAAAAUGUUUUUUGCAGUGAAGUAGACGCUCCCAUCUACUGUUUAGUUUGCCGAUAAAUUCAUUGUUAAUUCUAAGAUAAUAUCACAUGACAAAAAAAAAAAACCUAACUCGAGUCUUAGUAAUACUUUUUUUAAAGUCAGUAUAUUAUUUCAAUGUUAAAUGUUUAAUGCCGUAGCUCCAUUUUGUGUCUCGUUUGGGGAGUUGGGUGUGUUCAAACAGUAAUGCUAACUAGCAAUGGUGCCAUAGUGUCUCAAGCCAGCAUUGACUUUCAUAAUUAAUUCACAAAAGAUUGACAUUUUAUUCUAAAAACAUUGUAUUCAUGACCACCAACAACCACAAGCUUGCUUUUAUUUGUGUCUUAUUUUUGUUGACCGUGAACCAUUUUUGUCCAAUCAACUAAAUUGUGUUAAAUAUUGUUUAUGUUGUAAUCAAAAUGAAAAUGUUAUGUAACCGGGCGUCAAUUGGACUCAAUUGUGAAAAAAAAAAAAAGUCAAGAGGAACGUGUGAGGGAAUGCCUCUCUCUUAUCGGACAUUUCCUGAGUUUCUUCUUCUUUUGCUUUCAAAUGGAACGUGUGUGUGUGUGCUGUAUACUCAGGAUCUCUGGACGCAGACAACGGAGAACGCCGGUGCUCGUGGGGAGUAAAACAAAGUGCACUUCACAGAUUGUGUCUCAAUAAAUUUGCUCAUUGGUGGGAACCACAAGGAAGACGACUUUUGUGACCUUUUAAUCUGUUCUUGGGAUUUGUCUAUCCGACCUCUAACAAGUCUCACGUGGCUCUGGCUGACAUCCGAGGAUCACAUGUGCUGAUUUACUGUUGAAUGACCUUGUUUUUUUGUUUUUUUUUUUUACAAUGCCGUUGUUUCCAGCUCAGCCGCUUGGGCUUUUGAGGGUCUCGUGGGGACCCCCCCGCAAGUUAACUUGCUAAUACUUGGAUUUCCAAGAUGAACCUCUCUGCAUCAGAGACGAGUUUGCUCUCCAUUAACUUGGAAUGAAAUGUGAUGCUUGAUGUAAAAUGUGAAAAGAACCUGUCCUGACGGCGCCAUUUGAGGAUAUGUAUCAUCAGACUUUACCGGGCCUCGUCUUCCAGCACACGGGACCAGGAUAGCUGCAUCACGGAUGAGAGACCGACUCCCUAACCCUAACCACAGGCUUGCUUUCCGGUGGAGGUCCGUCAUGUAGCAGAGGAAAGCCGACAACUUUUCAGUCAUGACAUUUUUCUCCACAGUCUUCCUCAGCGUUCCAAGACGGACACCUCAAAAUGUCCUGCAUGGAAAGUAUUGAGUGUUUCAGGUCAUUGUUGCGUAACGGUGACGUUGAAAUGAAGCCACGCUGACUCCAACGAGCGGAAUGAAGUCUGGGAAUUCAUCAUAAAAGGUAGGUCAAGACAUGGUGAGUACAAUUUACAUGUGAAUGUGUCACGUUUAUACCUGUCGUAUACGUUGUGCUUGCAUUUUUUUUAAAUAAAGUCAGCUGUUGCUGAAUAAAGAAACUACUUAUGCAGUGUUUUUUUUAUUUUGUAGUAAAAUGAGGGCAUUUACUACUAGCUUAAUUUAUAUUGG